AUGUGCAAGAAACACCUAGAGCCUUUGAAAUUCUACUGCAAAGAGGAUCAGAUUCCCAUCUGCGUGGUGUGUGAAAGAUCCAUGGCUCACCGAGCUCACAUGGUGGUUCCUAUGGAGGAGGCUGUCCAGGAGCACAGGGAAACAAUAACAGAACAGCUGAGGGCAAUUGAGUCCAACUUUGAGAAACUGCACCUGUUUGUGAACCAGGUCUGGAAACACUUUCCUCAGCGUGCACAAAAGGAGGAGCAUCAGCGUCUGAAGACACUAAUUGAGAAAGUAGCAACACUUUUCAAGGUGGAAGUAAAGAGCAGCAAGCAAAGGUUUGAAGAUCGUGCUUCUCAGACACAGCCACCUGAACCUGAAGUGACAAGCUUCUCCCCUGGAAGGGAAAUUGCUGUGGAGACAGAGUUACAGGGACACAAAGAGAGAGAAAAAGUCAGUGAGGAAGUGUCUGAGAAACAAGAGGAGAUGGCAAGUCAUGUUAUUUCUUUCUGUGAAGAGGCUCUUACUCCUAAAUAUGGACUCGACCAUGCAUCCCUAGAUCCGACAAUUCACAUGAUCAGUAACACCACAGAGGAUGCUGAGCACAAGGUGGAUGUGAUGGCCCCCAGGGGCAGGUUUAAAGAAUCAAUGUCUCCAAACCCGUCACUGGACUCUGGAGGGAAAAGAAAGUACAGCAUCUCUCCUGGAGCAAAGGUGGCUGCGCAGCCUGAGUUUCGGGGGUGUGAAGAGAAAGGAGGGGAAGUGUCUACAAAAGGGAAAGAGGCUGCAACUCACAAACACAUGGUUCGCAGAGACAGUCACUUUCUUUCUCCCAUAGAAGAAUACAAGCAGAUGGUGAAAUGUCUCCAGGUCAGCAGGUAG
Messenger RNA from Mauremys mutica (yellowpond turtle), 864 nucleotides. Its product is annotated as E3 ubiquitin-protein ligase TRIM17-like. Gene Ontology annotation, molecular function: zinc ion binding. The record is from RefSeq and is a predicted model, not a curated record. The transcript is spliced from 9 exons. Bases 1 to 864 code for a protein of 287 amino acids. Lineage: Eukaryota; Metazoa; Chordata; Testudines; Geoemydidae.